Fusarium keratoplasticum is the source of this 5112-nucleotide messenger RNA. RefSeq lists its product as uncharacterized. Gene Ontology annotation, cellular component: endoplasmic reticulum membrane. The coding region runs from base 1 to 5112 and encodes 1703 amino acids. The transcript is spliced from 2 exons. NCBI's taxonomy places the organism in Eukaryota, Fungi, Ascomycota, Sordariomycetes, Hypocreales, Nectriaceae. The record is from RefSeq and is a predicted model, not a curated record. Gene Ontology annotation, molecular function: zinc ion binding.
AUGGAGGACCUCACCUCGAGCAUGAAGCUCAAGGGCCUUCACCGAGCCGCCACUCGAUCCGACGACAUGAAUCAGAAUCAAGAUGCUGCACCUGGAAUUUGUCGAAUCUGCAGAGGGGAGGCGACUCCGGAGGAGCCUCUCUUCUACCCGUGCAAAUGCAGUGGUAGUAUCAAGUAUGUCCACCAGGACUGCUUGAUGGAGUGGCUUUCCCAUUCUCAGAAGAAGUACUGCGAGCUUUGCAAGACGUCGUUCCGCUUUACCAAGCUGUACGCGCCUGACAUGCCUCAGUCCCUUCCGGUACACGUUUUUGUUGGACAUUUGGCCAAAUAUUUGUUUCGAAAUGUCUUGGUCUGGCUUCGUGCUGCCAUGGCCAUCAGCGUCUGGCUAUGCUGGUUGCCCUAUUUUAUGAGAUCCAUCUGGUCAUUUAUGUUCUGGGUCAGCGAUGAAGGCUUUGGCAACACUUCUAUGCUCUCGCGCAACAAUGAGACUACGGAUGCAGCACUUCAACUGGCUGCAGGUCUCGAUACCGGCACAUGCCCCGCGAGCCCCCUCUUUGCGCCCACGACGACAUCUGCUUCAGCCGCCGAAGCCCUCCUGGAAUCCCUCUCUGGCCAGAAUAUCUCCGAGUUUUUGAUGCGCAUUCUCCUAGGCUCGUUGGGAGUGCCCGUCAAGUUCGAUCGAUCCGACUCGUCUCUGGAAUCAGUCAAUGCCUCGUUGGAAGCUGCAUCGAUUGGCACAGCGCCACCUUCGUUACUUGGGGAGGUGGCUUUCUUGAACAACCUCACCCGGAACCCAACGCUUAAUCGGACCGUGAUUUCGGUGAUUGAGGGUCAAAUCAUCACUGUCUUGGUCAUCAUUUGCUUCAUUCUAGUCAUCCUGGUCAGGGAUUAUGUCGUUCAGCAACAGCCCGAAAUGAACAUGCGCGCAGCCUUUGCCGGCCCCGAAAACCCCCUGGCAGCCCAAGAACCCAUGCUUGUCCGGGCCGAGAUUGCAGAAGACUUGCGGGGUCCCGAUGAGUCGGAUGACGAAACUCUGGAUGAUGGGGAACAGCCUCAUGUCGGUCCCGAUGAAGCUUUCGCUGCCGAGGUCGAGCAGGUUGCUAACAUACGACUCCUCCGUCGAGCAUCAUCCGAUCUUCGCGUUCCUCCAGGGAUGGUUGAAUCCGAGUCUUCUCCUCUUGAGCCUCGCCCUGUUGAGGCUCGUCCUGUUGCUCCAGUUGCUGCCGAAGAACCCUCUACUGUUUAUGACUACAUGCGCAUAUACCACAAGGCAGGCGGCGAAGCUGAGAGAAUCCUGCAGAUUAUCGAAGAGGAAGGGCUUCAGGACAGACUUGCAUACUGGGUGGACGUUACGCGCCGAUCCAUCCGGGAUCGAGAAGGCGGACCCUCUGACGUUGCCCGACAUCCAGAACAAGCUGAUGGAAGAGAUCACCCAGAAAGCCCAGGUUCUACUGCAGCAAGCUCAUCCAGAAAUGCCUUUACCCCUCCCUCUGAGGAAUUUCCUAUCUCCUUUGAUGAAGCUGGCGAUUCGGCAUCCGGAAAGGGGAAGGAUAAGGAACCGCUACCCGCUCUUCCUGAUCAGGACUUCGAGAUAGACCCCUGGACAGGAACCUUGUCACCAAACCCUUCUCGUCCGCGUGCCGUAUCUGACGGCCCUCAGCUUCACGACACUAUCAAUCCUUUGGCCAACAACAGCUGGUCAUUCGCUGGCCUCCCCCAAAACCCCGAGGAUGAGGGUUCUUCAUCCCAGGCCCAUGACCAACCCCAGGCUCGUGGCCCGUACGGCAAGUUCAAGAAAUCCCGUUCUGGGCCAAGAAGCGACGUAGCUGUGACGGGAUUCGAUGAAACUGAUGAAUCCGAUGUACCUGAUGAGCCCGAGCCAUCAAGCGUUCGUCAUGACUUUCCCGAGUUCAGGGGUCAACAGGAUCAACGCCUUCCUCUGGAUGACCACCACCAUGAUAGACGAGAAACUCCGGAAACACAACUGCCUGUCCAGGGUAAUGCUGCUGCUGCUACUGCUGGUGGUCAGGAUGAUGGCCCGGCACCUGGCCUUGUCGGUAGGGUGACCGAUUUCAUGUGGGGCGACUUGGACGAGCAGCAACACGCCCUUCAAGAUCUCCAUCACGCCGACGACGAUAUUGGCAACCUUCGAAAUGAUCUUGACGAUUGGGAAUUUGAUCUUGACGACCUUGGUCGGGACGAUGCCCCCGGAGCCGGCGGUGCCGACGACGAGCCCGAGGAUCUCGGUGAUGCCCAAGGACCCGGUCUUGACCAAGAAGCUAUGGAAGAGUUGGAAGACUUCGAGGGCGUUAUGGAGUUGAUUGGCAUGCGCGGUCCUAUUGCCGGACUCUUCCAAAAUGCCAUCUUCUGCGCCGUUCUCGUCUCGGUGACAAUCUUUGCUUGCAUCUUUGUUCCUUACAACAUUGGACGUGUAAGCGUUUGGAUUCUUGCCAACCCCAUGCGCCUCGUUCGCCUGCUUUUUGAGCUCUCAAAGCUUCUUCAGGAUGCUGCUGUUAUGGCCGCCGGUCUGGCCUCAUGGGUUAUUUUGAACAUCAUCGACAUGUUCACCGGUAUCAUUGGAGGCUUCAUUGGAUCCCAAGUCCUAUCAGCCAGAAAGGCUGCCUGGAUGCUAUGGACGAGCGCCGGGUCCCGAGUUUUGGAUUAUGCAUUUAUGGACUUUCCCAUGUCCGCCUCGGAGAUGCAGAACUUUUCCGCCAUCAGUCAUGGCGCUCUGAUUGCAGUCAAGCAGAACAUUGGUGCUGUUUUCACAACCAUCAGUGACUCGGUGGGCUUCAUUCUCGGCGGCGGUCUUCUAUCAACUGGCCUAUCUCUGGAGACUAUCACCUCCGCAGGCGACAUGGCCUGGUCCAACCUGCUCGCUCUCUCGUCCGCAUUCCUGAACCCGAACUUCUGGGUCAUUGAUCUUAGCGAACCUGAUGGGCCGGCUGUCAUCAAUCCCGUCCUAGCCUACUGGUCUGGGUUGGAUCGCUUCUGGGCCAUCCUAGCUGGCUACGUGACGAUUUUCUUCGCCGGCGCCAUGUACCUGAAGCGAGGAAGUCCAUUCUCGAGGGGCCACAUCUUGCAAGCUUGGGAGGCGGGUGUCAUCGACACCUUGCAUCAGGCCAGUGGCAUCAUGAAGGUCAUCAUGAUCAUUAGUAUCGAGAUGCUCGUCUUUCCCCUCUACUGCGGUCUCCUCCUCGAUGGUGCCCUUCUGCCCCUGUUUGAGAACACGACCUUCAAGUCUCGGAUGCUCUUCACCUAUAACUAUCCUCUGACCUCCGUCUUUGUUCACUGGUUCGUUGGCACUGGGUACAUGUUCCAUUUUGCACUGUUUGUGUCAAUGUGCAGGAAGAUUAUGCGUCAGGGUGUUCUCUACUUCAUUCGUGACCCGGAUGAUCCCGAGUUUCACCCUGUCCGCGACGUCCUAGAGAGGAACCUAAUGACACAGUUGAGAAAGAUUCUCUUCUCGGCAUUUGUGUAUGGCGCACUUGUUAUCGUUUGUCUAGGAGGCGUUGUAUGGGGUCUCUCCUACUCCGUGCCUGAUAUCCUUCCGGUUCACUAUUCCUCCAAUGAACCGGUCCUCGAGUUUCCAGUCGACCUCCUCUUCUACAACUUCCUCAUGCCGCUUGCAGUUAACUUCUUCAAGCCUGGCGAUGGGCUCCACGCCAUGUAUACGUGGUGGUUCCGGACAUGUGCGCGCAGCUUGCGGCUCACUUUCUUCCUGUUUGGCGAGCGAAGAAUCGACGAAGAGGGAAGCCUCCAUAUUGGAGCUGAUCGCAGGUUCCGAGAACUUCCCUGGUAUAAGUGCUUCUUCUUGGAGCUGAACCACAAGUAUCACGUUGUUCCCAAGACCUGGACAGACUUUUUCGACGGGGGUGAUGCCAAGCCUAGGGCUCCUCUCACCCAGAGCGAAAUCCACGCCCUCACCCGGGCGAAGAAUCGUUUGAGAGACGCCAAUCAGCUGACCCAAAGUGGUCACUUUGUUCGCGCUCCAGCCUCGGACCGUGUCAAGAUUCCCAAAGGCAAAAAGGUGUUCCUCGAGGUUGACGAGCGCGGCCGGAGAAAGGACAAGCAAGACGACACUGAUCUGUACGCCGGUCCUCAGUAUCAGAUGGUGUACAUCCCUCCUCACUUCCGCGCGAGAAUCUUUCUCUUCAUCUUAUUUAUCUGGGUGUUUGCGGCGAUCACUGGAGUUGGCUUCACCAUCAUCCCGUUGGUGUUUGGUCGACGAAUGUUUAAGAUGCUGAUCCCGGAGCACAUCAGAACCAACGACAUUUAUGCCUUUAGCAUCGGUGUUUACCUCCUCGGUUCCCUCGCUUAUCUGGUCUUUCACAUCCGAAGCGUGUGUUCCAAUGUGCAGCGCGGGGCACAAAAGUCUUGGGAGUGGCUGACUGCUGGAGAGAUCGGCUGGCGCACCGCUACUGUCCUAUUGCGAGGAGCCAAGCUGGUUUAUGCCUACUUUUUCCUCCUCGUGGUAUUCCCACUUCUUGUAUCAGGGCUACUGGAGCUAUAUCUGGCAAUUCCUCUCCACACGUAUAUGUACCCACCUACCGCGGCGUCAGUUCAGGCAUCAAGAGAGGGAGGAUCCGAGGCAAGCCGACAUACAGUCCGAGUCAUUCAGGCUUGGACCCUUGGUCUACUCUAUCUCAAGCUGGGUGCUCGCAUGGUUACGACCUUGUUCGCGGAUACUCGACUUGCAGUUGCCGUGCGGACGGUGCUACGGCGCGGCUGGAUGCACCCCGACAUUGGCGUUUUGACUAGAGCUUUUGUUGUCCCUGGUCUAGCCAUAUCAGCGGCGGCAAUCCUAGGACCUCCAGCCAUCACCGACGGCCUCAUCAAGUACGGCUUGAUUGCAGGCGCCCGACCUGGUGCGAAUGAGCUGGCGGAGGUGGCACGGUUGGCGAUUGUGUAUCGUCAAUCGUACCCAGCCGUUGCACUCACAGCCCUACUCGUUAAGAAUACGGUAGGGUUGGUCAAGGUAUUCAACGGAUGGACAGCCCGUAUCCGUGACGAAGCGUACCUGAUAGGCGAGAGACUACACAACUUUGGUGCUGCUGCAGCGGGAGCAAGAAGAGUUAGAGGCGCUUGGAGAGCCGGAGGGGCAAGACUAUAG